GCCGCUGACCUUGCCCCCCCCCUAUCAAUGGCGCAGUGGUCUUGUGUUGCUGGUCCACGCCUGGGAAGCUGGAGAGAUGGGCACUGGCGUGCUCAACGUGAUCUCCCUGCUGGUCUGGGUUCUCCUCGGACUGGCCUCUUCGUGGGUGCUGUUCCUCAUGUGGCGAGGCUUCCGGGCGGCCCAGGCCUCCGGCGUGCAGCCCCGCGCCAAGAGUACCGAGGGCACCUCCAUCGAGGACGACGAUGCCACGGACACGUUCAUCGAUGUGGAGGAGGAGGCGGCGCAGGCCAAGGCCAAGGAGUCGGAGGGCGUCGCGUCGUCGUCGGGCUUCUCGAGCUGGGGCACUCCCUACAUGCCCGCGGCCGCCUCCGCUGCCGGCCUCAAAUACGACCUGCCCACCAACUUCCUCGAGUAGAACCUCAUCAUCACCGCCAUCGACAUCAUCAUCGUCAUCUUCAGAAGCAACAACAACGCCACAAAGGUCGUUUUGUGAUCUGUUUACUUGGGUCGCUGUAG
Acanthamoeba castellanii str. Neff is the source of this 516-nucleotide messenger RNA. RefSeq lists its product as uncharacterized. The transcript is spliced from 4 exons. The annotation marks the transcript as partial. NCBI's taxonomy places the organism in Eukaryota, Discosea, Longamoebia, Acanthamoebidae. The record is from RefSeq and is a predicted model, not a curated record.